Messenger RNA from Pochonia chlamydosporia 170, 303 nucleotides. RefSeq lists its product as hypothetical. Bases 1 to 303 code for a protein of 100 amino acids. Lineage: Eukaryota; Fungi; Ascomycota; Sordariomycetes; Hypocreales; Clavicipitaceae. The transcript has a single exon. The record is from RefSeq and is a predicted model, not a curated record.
AUGGAAGGGCCGCAUGAGUUUCAGGAGCUCCUAGCGUCAUAUAGCAGUGAGGAAAUGUUAGCGGCGGCUCCAGCAGGAAACGCCAGGGCUUUUGACGAAACGCAACUUAUUGGAGUAUCUGCACCUGCGACUACGCAUCUACCUGGUGUAUCCGAACUCGUGAACGGUGAAGCUUCAGAGCAAUUGGAGGUGAAUUGUGACGUCCAUCGGGAUGACUAUUGGCAGAUUGCUACACCUGGUCCAGCAUACGUACUGUGGUGGUAUGCCUAUACUGCGGCGAUGUCCAGCCGUUUUGGACAGUAG